Molecule: messenger RNA, 1494 nt
Organism: Cannabis sativa
Lineage: Eukaryota; Viridiplantae; Streptophyta; Magnoliopsida; Rosales; Cannabaceae
Exons: 3
Coding region: 1-1494 (497 amino acids)
Source: RefSeq, a predicted model, not a curated record
AUGAGAUGGAAGUGGCCAACAGGCCAUGAGGUACACUAUCUCUUCGAUCUGAGACCGAUUAACAGCGAGUAUCGGUCGGGAUAUUACGCUUUUCAGCAUGCACACAGGAAUGUUAAAUUCCUUCAUGGUAUGGAGAAAUCGUCGAAGGAACAUGAUUUCAAAACUCUCUAUUUUUUUGUGAAGGACAUUGGGACUAAACACACCAAAUUCCAAAUGGUGGACCAAUUCGAGAAGCCUUCCCCCACCAUUGCCAUGUACGAGAGAGCUCUUGUGUUAGCCCAAUUGCCUGACUAUAAGAAGGAUCUAAACAUUCUAACAUCCCCCCGGGCGUUAGAUGAUUUUGGGUUCAACUUUGUCGUUACUCCUUCUAGCGGAGUGCGGGAAAUCCCGCGACCCUUAGGACCUCCGCCAGUGGCACAGACGGCUAUAGCGAAAAGCACUAUGCCCGGGUCUGCUAAGAAAAGGCCAAUUAGGGAGUGUGACCCUCUUGAUAUGGCCGGCUUGUUGCGACAAACAACCUACCAGGAGAAAGAGGGUUCGCCUUCUACCGCCUCUCCCAUGGCUCCUCCUGGUAAGGUUAGGAAGACUAACCCUCGCCUGGCUAUUGAUAUUCACACCCCUACUGCUGGAUCGCCUCCCUCAUCUCGGCCGCUUCCUCCUGACUCCGCAUCCGGGUCCGCCAAUGAUACAACCCUUAUUGGUUCGACGUCCACAGGGGCCGAGUCACUUGCUGCGCUGCCCUUAGAGGGUCGUUGUCAAGCUUUAUCUACGGGUUUGAAGGGGGCACAUGGCCAUAUUGAGGGCCUUAUGGACAUCAUGGACAAGACCAUGUCUAGGCUAGAUUGUUUGCCCCCUGCCCAGAUCGUUGCUCUUGGAUGCCGCGAGAUGAUUAGGGCUGCCACCAUUACUUCUUAUGGUCAAUCUAGGGUUCUCGCCCUACAAGAGGAGCACAACAAGCAAGGAGCAGCCUCACUCCAACUUGAACUUGAUGCCCUUCGCCAGGAAUACUCCCAGAAGAUUCGCGAUCUAGAAACUUCUGUUGAAAGGGUUACUGCUGAGAAGGGGCGUUUCAGGGGUGAGCUUGAAAGUGUUACUGCCGAGAAAGAGCGUUUCAGGGGUGAGCUUGAAAGUGUUACUUCCGAGAAAGAGCGUUUCAGGGGUGAGCUUGAAAGUGAGAAGGAGGCUCAUGCGAAGGUUGUCGAGGAAAACAACAUUAAUGCCAAGGAGUGUGAGAAGCUAGCUGCGGAGGUGAAACAGAUCGGAGACCUCUCCACCGAUGUUUUCUUCAAAUUCUGGCUAAACAACAAGAAAGCUGACUUUAAUUAUCUGGGUAAGAACAUGGAAAGUAUGCUAUCUUAUUGUCGCAAUCGUGAGGAGGCAGAAACCAGGGAGAAGGCGCAGACUGCUUGCAUUCAGGCCGAUUCAUACCUCAACUUUGGGGUUGAGGCAACAGAUGACUGUCCCCUCGAUGACUUACUUGAUGGUUCCUAUUGA